AUGGCCACGCUAGACGAACGUUAUUUGGAUGGUCCCAAUGUUGGGUAUUGUUCAUCAUCAGACGAAGAUGAACCUCAGCCAUCAGGAGGUCCGGGAGUGCCAACAGAUCCUCGGAAUGCACCUCAGACUGGUCCCAAAGGAGUUCUGGCCGAUUACAGGGAUGCAAAACAAGCCGAGAAGCAAAAACAGCUUUUACAAGAGAAGAAGGUAAGGGAUUCCCGUUUUUGGUAUGGUUUUUAGGUUGCAUCAUCUUUUUUAUAUUGCUUGGUAUUGAGAGGAAUUCUUUGUUGCUGGUUUGCGCUUGCUCUUCUCCAACAUAGUAAUUAACUUUGCAUCCAUUUCCAUUGGGCUUUGGCCUUUUUUGCCUUGAGAAUCUUCGGGGAUAAUAUAAUUAUUGACUUUUUCGAUGGUCUCGGGAGAAUUGCUAAUGUCUAAAUUUUGUACAGCUCUUAAAAGACGCCGAACGCUUUACAUUGUCCGGGAAAGCAGACGAAUCGGAUGAUGAGGAUUCUCUGGAGGCCAUCAGGAAAAGGCGCAUCGAGCAUCUGAAGAAUCUGAAUAGAGCUCGAAUUGUAGAGAUUCCAAACAAAGAAGAGUUCCUUCAUGUCAUUGAGAGUACGAAUACAGUCGGCGAUGCCGUGAUCCACAUCUACAGGGAUGGUCUUGAGGCCACACAAACCUUGAAUGAGGCGCUUUUGGAUCUAGCUGCUCAAACCAAAAACACUCGGUUUUAUAAGGUCAGAGCGAAUGCCUUGGACAUGACGAAGCAAUUUGUAAGUCAAUAAAAGCCUUUGUAAAUUUUUUAUUUUUGUUUUAGAGUGAGAAUGCCCUUCCAACUCUCCAGAUUUAUUCCAAAGAGCAUCUGAUUGGUAACUUUGUGCGGAUCACAGAUUCCCUGACCGAAGACUUUGAUGUCCGUGAUCUCAAAUCCCUCAUCCAACAACACGAAGUCCCCCUCCAAUUCAAAGACUGA
Bursaphelenchus xylophilus (pine wood nematode) is the source of this 973-nucleotide messenger RNA. NCBI's taxonomy places the organism in Eukaryota, Metazoa, Nematoda, Chromadorea, Rhabditida, Aphelenchoididae. The record is from the annotation of a GenBank genome assembly.